CAUAUUCAUAUCAGUCAUAUUAUUCACUCAAUCGCAGUAAUGUCGCCCAGUCAGGUUUUGUUGAUCUCAGUGCUAUUGGGUCUAAAUAGUUAUCAUGUAUUUGGCCAAACCACCAUCGAUUGUCAAAGACCGCCGCAACUUGUGGAUCCUUCACUUUGCUGCAGGGAUGGAGGUCGUGACCAGGUGUCAGAGCAGUGUGCACAGCGGAUUCUAGGAGCAGCAAGUGGACAGAAGCCAGGAGGUCCGCCAUCACUUGACACGGCAGCAUGCCUUGCCGAGUGCAUUCUCACUUCCUCCAAGUACAUUGAGGAGCCCCAAAAACUGAGCUUGGCCAACAUACGCAGUGAUCUCUCGGCCAAGUUCUCCAACGACAGCGUCUAUGUGGAAGCAAUGACGAUGGCCUACUCCAAGUGUGAGCCCCAAUCUCAGCGCAGAUUGGCAAUGAUCCUGCAGCAACAGCAACAGCAACUGCAGCAGCAACAGUCCCUGAAGCAACAGCCUCAGCAGCAACAACCGAGAUGCAGUCCCUUCUCCGCCAUCGUCCUCGGAUGCACCUAUAUGGAAUACUUCAAGAACUGUCCGGAUCAUCGGUGGACGCAAAAUGCCCAGUGUGCUCUGGCAAAAGCCUAUGUUACGCAGUGCGGCCUGGGUGCUUAACUUUCCGUUUCAUUCCAGUCGGAGCUUGUAUAUACUGUAGCACUAAGUAAUUAAAUACAAAUCUUUAAAAUUUCUUUAUAUUUUCAUAUAUAUAUGUGACAGUAGUAAUUACAUUGCAUUUUUGUUCUUAUAAAACAUUAGAAUAUAUUAUUAUUAUAUUA
This is a messenger RNA of Drosophila suzukii, 818 nucleotides long. RefSeq names its product Odorant-binding protein 47b (gene Obp47b). Lineage: Eukaryota; Metazoa; Arthropoda; Insecta; Diptera; Drosophilidae. The record is from RefSeq and is a predicted model, not a curated record.